Dendronephthya gigantea is the source of this 974-nucleotide messenger RNA. RefSeq lists its product as uncharacterized. Lineage: Eukaryota; Metazoa; Cnidaria; Anthozoa; Malacalcyonacea; Nephtheidae. The transcript has 2 exons. The record is from RefSeq and is a predicted model, not a curated record. Bases 1 to 900 code for a protein of 299 amino acids.
AUGUUGUUAACUCCGAAAACCGAAACCUAUGAUUGGGUUAUGGCCAAUAACGCGGUUGAGGACACAUAUGAUGGUGUGAAAGUUGAAAAGAUGGAUUGUGUGGGACAUGUACAAAAACGUAUGGGCAAGCACCUGAUGAACUUAAAAUCUACCACAAAAGGGAAACUUAAGGAUGGAAAGACUAUUGGAGGACGUGGUCGACUCAAGGAAGAGAAAAUAAAGCAAAUACAAAGAUAUUAUGGAUUAGCAAUUAGGCAAAAUACCUUGUCUGCAGCUAACCCAACAGAAAGAGAUAUAUCAGUUGCUGCGUAUGCAAUGAAGAAAAACAUAAUUGCAAUUUUAUACCACUGUGUGGAAUCUGAAGAGAAGAAAAAACAACAUCGUUUUUGUCCAGUCGGGUCUGAUUCUUGGUGUAAAUGGCAGCAGGAUCAGGCUUUGGGAACAGCUAUGUACAAAGGUGAUGACUGCUUGCCUCGUGUCUUUCUUGAGUUACUUAGGCCUAUCUUUAUGAACCUGAGUGAUUCAAAGCUAUUGGAAAGAUGUGUUCGAGGCACAACACAAAAUAAUAAUGAAAGCAUAAAUUCAAUUGUGUGGGCAAGAUGUCCAAAACACAGGCACCAUGGGGCGAAGGUGGUCCGAUGUGCUGUGGCAUCAGCGGUUUGCCACUUCCACAGUGGUGCCAGAAGCAGGGAGAAUGUAAUGGAGAAAUUGGGAAUAACAGCUGAAAAAUUCACUAAGAAGUCUUCACUCUCAAAGGACAGAAAACGGAUCAGACAAGCUGACAAGCAGAUCACUGAAAAACACAAAAGGCGACGCCAAGCAGAACAACUGAGAAAAACCCGCCACGAAGAAGCUCUACGAGAGUUGGAAGGGACAACUUAUGAAGCAGGUGGUUUCUAACUAUGGCCAGUAUAACUAGAAUGCCAAAAACUGAACAAAAUCACCCAAUAGGUUGCAUGAAAUAACUUCCAAUG